CAGGGCCCAAGCGGAGCCAGGAGGGGCAGUGGGGCUGGGCCUGGGUGGCCCCACCGGCCCCGCCCCCGUCUAUCUUUGGGAAUUUAUUUGUCCACAGGCGUGGCUGGCCUGCAGUCCGUUGCCUUCCAGGGGCCAAGAGCUGCUCUGACCACCCAAGGAUCCUCUUUCCCAACCCAAGUCCUCCAGCUGACCUCGAACUGCUGCCCUCUGGCCCCACCUGCCCUGCCCUGAUCUUCCUAAGGGGGCCGGGAAGCCCCUGGAAGCUCCGCUGUCAAGGUGGGUGUUGGUGCUGCGCUCACCCUGAGAGCGGAGGCCACGCAGGGGGCUCAGUUCUGAGCCCCAGCCGGGCCCGCCAUGGCGCAGCGGCUCCAGGACGAGCUGGCUACCUUCUUCUUCGAGUACGACACUCCCCGAAUGGUGCUCGUGCGCAACAAGAAGGUGGGCGUUGUCUUCCGACUGAUCCAGCUCGUGGUUCUGGUCUACGUCAUCGGGUGGGUGUUUGUCUACGAGAAGGGCUACCAGACGUCGAGUGGCCUCAUCAGCAGCGUAUCUGUGAAGCUCAAGGGCCUGGCGGUGACCCAGCUCCCGGGCCUCGGCCCCCAGGUCUGGGACGUGGCUGACUACGUCUUCCCUGCCCAGGGGGACAGCUCCUUCGUGGUCAUGACCAACUUCAUCGUGACGCCGCAUCAGGUUCAAGGCCACUGCGCAGAGCACCCGGAAGGGGGCCUGUGCAGGGAUGACAGUGGCUGCACCCCUGGGAAGGCAGAAAGGAAGGCCCAAGGCAUCCGUACCGGCAAGUGUGUGGCCUUCAAUGACACUGUGCAGACAUGUGAGAUCUUUGGCUGGUGCCCCGUGGAAGUGGAUGACAAUGUCCCGCGCCCUGCCCUUCUGCGAGAGGCCGAGAACUUCACUCUCUUCAUCAAGAACAGCAUCAGCUUUCCACGCUUCAAGGUCAACAGGCGCAACCUGGUGGAGGAGGUGGAUGCCGCCUACAUGAGGACCUGCCUCUAUCACAAGACCCUGCACCCUCUGUGCCCCGUCUUUAAGCUUGGCUAUGUGGUGCAAGAGUCGGGCCAGGAUUUUAGCACCCUGGCUGAGAAGGGUGGAGUGGUUGGCAUCACCAUCGACUGGCACUGUGACCUGGAUUGGCAUGUGCGACACUGCAAACCCAUCUACGAAUUCCAUGGGCUGUAUGAGGAGAAAAAUCUGUCUCGAGGCUUCAACUUCAGGUUUGCCAGGCACUUCAUGGAGAACAGGACCAACUACCGUCACCUCUUCAAAGUGUUUGGGAUUCGCUUUGACAUCCUGGUGGAUGGGAAGGCCGGGAAGUUUGAUAUCAUCCCCACAAUGACCACCAUCGGCUCUGGGAUUGGCAUUUUUGGGGUGGCUACGGUUCUCUGUGACCUGCUGUUGCUCCACAUCCUGCCCAAGAGGCACUACUACAAGCAGAAGAAGUUCAAAUACGCAGAGGACAUGGGGCCGGGGGUGGGCGAGCGUGACCGUGCAGCCACCAGCUCCACCCUGGGCCUGCAGGAGAACAUGAAGACAUCCUGACCCUCGGGCCCCGGCUCCUGGCUGGAUGCAGUGCGAGGCUUCGGGCUGGGACCCACCGGGUCUCCCUCUCAGCCAGGCAGACACCCGUUUGCUGGCAGCUCAGGGUGGACGCUGGGAGAGACCUGUGCAAUUCUGGGCUCUGACUCCAACCACACACCCCAGUCUCAGCCACUCCUGGUUGGGAAGGGUCCCUCCACACGCCUGUACCCUGGCUUUGUGCUUCUCUCUCUGGGACCUCAUUGUCCAUCCACUGCCUCAAUUUCCCUAGAUCUGUGCUCUCCGGUGUGGCAGCCACUAGCCACACGUGACUAUUUAAAUUUAAAUUAAAUAAAACUGAAUAAAAUAAAAAAUUUAGUUCCUCAGUUGAACUAGCCACAUUUCAGCUGCUCAAUAGACACAUGCAGCUAGUGGCUGCCACACUGGACGGCUCAGAACAUUUUCCCCAUUGCAGAAAGUUCCGUUGGACAGCCCUGUCUCUUCCCGGCCUCAGAUUUUCCUGGGGAGUUUGCUGACAAUGCAGACGCCUGGGCCCACCCUAGACCCCUUGAACCCGAAGCUCCAGUGCUGGCCGCCUGAUCUGCAAGGACAGCAAACUCCCCAGGCCAUUUUGGGUCAUGAGUUUAAGAACUGCUGUCCUAGAGCUUUCUGAUUCUACGCUCCUGAUUGGGCGCCAGACUUAGCCCUGGGCCCGCACCACCUGGCAGGUGCAGGCACUGAGCAGGGUCUCAAACACCCCCAGCGUGUGUGUAGUGUGCCCACGUGUCACAUGGUGUCUCAUGCACACAACCUAACGUAUACACCACCCACGUGCACACAGCUGUCCAUCCACACGGUGUAUCUGAACAGCGUGGGACCCACAAACACAACCAUCUGAACACACCCACAGCCCCAGCACAGGCACAUGCAUGGUCUGUGCCAUGUCCCCUCCAUGGGGAAAUGCUUCUCCCCAAGUGUGUCUGGCCAGGACGGCCCUUCUAGCCAGGAACCCUCACUCAGCUACCUGGGGUUGGGGUGGGAGCCUGGGCCGAAUGCUGGGCUCCUGCCCGCGGCUCCGCCCCAGCUCCCGAGGCCUGCCUGGCUCUGGCUGAGCACAAGGUCUGGUGAAAGCCAUGGGUUGGCUGUAAUAAAAGGAACGAGGACAAA
This is a messenger RNA of Lemur catta (Ring-tailed lemur), 2697 nucleotides long. RefSeq names its product purinergic receptor P2X 1 (gene P2RX1). NCBI's taxonomy places the organism in Eukaryota, Metazoa, Chordata, Mammalia, Primates, Lemuridae. The transcript has 12 exons. The record is from RefSeq and is a predicted model, not a curated record. The coding region runs from base 355 to 1554 and encodes 399 amino acids. Gene Ontology annotation, cellular component: plasma membrane; nuclear inner membrane. Gene Ontology annotation, molecular function: extracellularly ATP-gated monoatomic cation channel activity; ATP binding; purinergic nucleotide receptor activity. Gene Ontology annotation, biological process: monoatomic cation transmembrane transport; response to ATP.